UUACAUCUGCCAAUGCCUGGUAUUUUUACAGGUAGCGACUUGGACGUGAAGAGGAAGCUGGAACACGUUGACUGUGGAAUCAUAACAUUUUGUAGGUACAUUGCUAAUUCGAAGAAUCUUCCUCAUUUGCAUAAUGAGUGUCGGAUUCAUAGGAGCUGGCCAGCUGGCGCAGGCUUUGGUGAGAGGCUUCUCGGUUGCAGGCGUGAUUGCCACCCACAGAAUCACAGCGAGCUCUCCAGACACUGAACUUCCCACAGUGCAGCAGCUGCGGAAAUUGGGUGUGAACUUUACCACCAGCAACAAGGAGACAGUCAGCAGAAGUGAUGUCCUCUUUCUGGCCGUGAAGCCCCAUAUCAUCCCCUUUGUUCUUGAUGAGAUUGGGCCAGAUAUCGAAGACCGCCACCUUAUUGUGUCCUGUGCUGCGGGUGUGACUAUCAGCUCCAUAGAGAAGAAACUGCAGCAGUAUCGUACUUCUCCAAAGGUGAUGCGCUGCAUGACCAACACUCCAGUGGUGGUGCGUGAAGGGGCCACCGUCUACGCAACAGGUACACAUGCAGAGGUGGAGGAUGGGAAACUUUUGGAACAGCUGAUGGCUAGCGUUGGCUACUGCACUGAGGUGGAGGAGGACCUGAUCGAUGCCGUCACAGGCCUGAGCGGCAGUGGACCCGCCUAUGCAUUCCUAGCUGUGGAUGCCCUUUCUGAUGGUGGAGUAAAAAUGGGCCUGCCCAGGAGGUUGGCUGUACGCCUCGGUGCACAAGCCCUGCUGGGAGCCGCUCGCAUGUUGUUGGACUCAGAGCAACACCCUGGGCAGCUUAAAGACAACGUUUGCUCACCAGGGGGCGCCACCAUCCACGCCCUUCACGUCAUGGAGAGUGGUGGCUUCCGCAGCCUCCUCAUAAAUGCAGUUGAGGCCUCUUGUGUAAGAACGAGGGAGCUUCAGUUUUUGGCUGACCAAGAGAAGAUCUCCCCAGCUGCGAUAAAGAAAACAACUCUGGAUAAAGUUCUUCAGCAGCCAGGCGUCACUGCAGAUGCUGUCGGUGUCAGAACUCGUGGAAUCAAUAUUUUUAACAACACCAACCCCAAGAUCAAGAAAAACUGAGUCUUUUUUGAAAUACCUCGUUCAGUAUAUACACUGUCUAGGAACCACUAUUGACCACUGUUUGCGAACAUGAACCCAUAACAUUUAACACUGUAGAGCAGUGGUCACUUCAGGGAGAUUAAAUCAGAUUUAUAUAGGUUUUGACCAUAUUAAAGGAAAAUUAUGUGAAUAAUUAUUUUUGUGGGAAUUCUUUUUUAAUUGAAUUGACAAAAUAUAGUUGAACCCUUUAAUUUGACAUUGUGUGGAAGCUUGGCAAUCCCUUUGGGUAUGAUGCUACUGACUUCUUUGCCCUACAGAAAUUGUCAUGUUUAGCUUUUUAUAUAUUUAAUGUGAGGGCAGAAGGUUUAUUUUUGUUAUUUUUCUAAAAAAGAAAAAAAGUAUUAGGAUUUUUUUGUGUAAAGAUUUGGUACAAGGUUUAGUUGUAACAAAUUAGAUGGCACUUUGGGAUUUUAUAAUCAGAUACCUAAAGACUAUCAUUAUAGCCUGUUUUAAAAAGUGGAAGUAAGGGCACUUUUUUUCAUCCAUUUGUUUAGGUCCUUAUAUUUGCGAAUAAUAAAAAAACAUAAGUAAAUGUCUUUAUAUUUAUAUUAUCACAAUGUUUUAUGAACUUUAAAAUAUUGACAUAACCAUGUAAGAUUAUCUGGUCUGCUUGUUUUAGCAGUGCCUUACCAAAAUAUAGAUAACCCCAGUACUUUUUUCACAUUUCAUCACUUUACAAUGACAAAAUGUAUGUAAUAUAUUGGGAUUGCCCAACACCAAGUACUGGGUGUGAAGUUGGUGGAGAAUGCUUCAAUAAAAAUUUCAACAAUG
Molecule: messenger RNA, 1909 nt
Organism: Xiphophorus hellerii (green swordtail)
Lineage: Eukaryota; Metazoa; Chordata; Actinopteri; Cyprinodontiformes; Poeciliidae
Gene: pycr1a
Product: pyrroline-5-carboxylate reductase 1a
Exons: 8
Coding region: 134-1099 (321 amino acids)
Biological process (GO): L-proline biosynthetic process
Molecular function (GO): pyrroline-5-carboxylate reductase activity
Source: RefSeq, a predicted model, not a curated record